Austrofundulus limnaeus is the source of this 635-nucleotide messenger RNA. It is a transcript of the gene tsen15, whose product is annotated as TSEN15 tRNA splicing endonuclease subunit. The transcript is spliced from 4 exons. The record is from RefSeq and is a predicted model, not a curated record. Bases 97 to 552 code for a protein of 151 amino acids. NCBI's taxonomy places the organism in Eukaryota, Metazoa, Chordata, Actinopteri, Cyprinodontiformes, Rivulidae. Gene Ontology annotation, biological process: tRNA splicing, via endonucleolytic cleavage and ligation. Gene Ontology annotation, molecular function: nucleic acid binding.
CCAUUUUUGCGGGACGUCAGCAAAACUACACUUAUCAAUACUGCUCUGUUUUGAGACUUUGUCGUGUUUAACCCAUGAAGUUCGUUUAGUACCGACAUGUGGGCAGCUUCGGACAGAACCGAGGAGUCGAACACAGCGAACUGGAUCCUGCAGCACCCCGUGUUCCAACAGAUGAAGGACCUGCAGGACAGAGACAGCGAGCAGCUGCAUGCAGCAUUUCUGGCCUACAUGGAUCUUACUGAGGUGCGCCGGUGGACUGACGUGUCCUGCGUCAGGAGUCCAGAGCUGCAGCUGGUUCUGUUGGAAGCGAAGGAAAAGGACGGUGCACCUGCUCACACUGUCCUGCCCCUGCCCUCACACCGCUCUCUGAGCCACAGAAGCGUUCGCCACGCGCUGGACAGGGGGCUUCCUGUACUGCUGUGCGCCGUGGCGUCCGACUCCACCCUGGUCUAUCAGAGGAUGACAGACGGGUUGGUGACACCAGACCCCCCCGCGGGACCCUUUCAGGAUGUGGGACGUCGUCAGCACCGGAAGAGACGGCAGAAAUGCUGAGCGAAGAACCGAUGAAGCUCACAGGAGCUAAAAGGAUGUGGCUGGGGGCUCGCUACUCCGUCAGUCUGAAGUGACGGCUUAAA